AUGAAUAACGACACCAACGACGGAGAUACAUCGACCGACAGAAUCACCGCUUGGGAGGACACCAGGCAAAUACCAUCUCAGGUUGCCAACAAUGACAAACUCCAAAUGUCAAACGUCGAUAGCAGCUCCAGCACACAAAUACCAGACCAAACCAGCACAGACCAAAGCGACGCCGAAAGCAUAGGCGGCCAACGCAACAGCGAUCUCCCCCGCAAACGCCUCCUAAUCUCCAUAACCGCCCUCUCAGUAUGUCUCUUCGUAUCGUUCCUCGACCAAACGAGCGUGUCAACAGCUACACCCUCUGUAGCGGGCGAGCUCAAAACAGGAACUUCGACGUCAUGGAUCGGAACUUCGUUUUUGAUAGCGUCAACGGCAUUUCAGCUUAUCAACGGCCGACUUUCGGAUAUCUUUGGGAGGAAGAAUAUGCUGUUGCUUUGUUUGUUUCUUAUGGGUGUUGGGGAUUUGGCUUGUGGUUUUGCAAAGACGCCGGUGCAGUUAAUCGAGGGUACUAUCAAGGAACUAGGUAUGUUAGGAGCCAUCAUUGCCCUUGCAAACGGCGUGGGACCCUUCUUAGGCGGUGCGAUCGUUCAAUCUGCGACUUGGCGAUGGGUUUUCUGGAUGAUACCCAUCAUCACUCUACCUACUACAGCAAUUAUCUGGUUCUACCUCCCUCUCAAGCAUCGAUCCGGAGAAUACAUGGCGAAGAUAAAAAAGAUCGACUACGGAGGCAUCGUUCUCAACAUCGCGUCAACGCUACUACUUCUGAUCCCUAUAUCUGGAGGAGGCGUCACAUAUGCCUGGACAUCAGCUUUCUUCAUCGCCACCGUCAUCAUCAGUAUCUUUCUAGCCAUCCUCUUCGUUCUGUUCGAAUGGAAAUUGGCAAGGCUACCGAUCAUGCCUCUUCGACUCUACCGCGCGCCUCAUUGCUGGGCGCUUUACCUGCAGUCUUUCUUGACGGGUUUGGCAUACUUUGGCAACUUCUUCUAUCUACCGCUGUACUUCCAAUCGGUUCUCGGAUAUGAUGCGUUAGUUGCCGGUGCUCUAAUCUUAGCAGUGGUCAUUCCAACAUCACUCACGUCUAUCCUUUCGGGGCAGUACAUGAGUCGCGUGGGGAGUUACAUGCACUGCAUCCUAGCUGGUUUCGCUCUAUGGACGCUUGGAAAUGGCCUCACGCUUAUUUUCGAUCGUGAAACGAAGUUAGGGCCCCUCAUCGGCAUUCUCAUCGUUGAGGGCGCCGGCAUUGGGUUCACUCUGCAGCCUACACUCGUGGGAAUGUACGCGAAUGGUCGCAGCGAAGACAGAGCAGUAACAACUGGUCUGCGAAACUUUAUCCGCACAAUUGGCGGCGCGUUUGGAGUAGUCAUCUCGGGCGUCAUCCUAUCAAACACGCUGAACAAAGAGCUUGGUGGUAGAGGUAUCGUGUCCAACGACACGAUCGCUCAAUUGACGUCAUCAACAUACUCGUUGAGCAGCAUGGGCUUGUCGCAACAGGAUCAGGAUAUUAUUCUAGAUGCGUACAUGAAGGGUCUGUACUACACAUUCCUCUUCUUUACGGUAUGCACUGGAUUAAGUCUGGUUCUGACGUUUUGGGUUGGAAACACGAGCCUCAAAUCGCCAGCGAAAAGUGAGGACGCGUCGGGUUCGACAGAUCGAGAGAUGACGGAGGAUGAGAGACCUGGGCAGGUCGAUCUCGAAAAGGCACAGCGAUAG
Molecule: messenger RNA, 1710 nt
Organism: Fusarium tjaetaba
Lineage: Eukaryota; Fungi; Ascomycota; Sordariomycetes; Hypocreales; Nectriaceae
Product: major facilitator superfamily transporter
Exons: 3
Coding region: 1-1710 (569 amino acids)
Biological process (GO): transmembrane transport
Molecular function (GO): transmembrane transporter activity
Source: RefSeq, a predicted model, not a curated record